This is a messenger RNA of Exophiala dermatitidis NIH/UT8656, 1236 nucleotides long. RefSeq lists its product as uncharacterized. Lineage: Eukaryota; Fungi; Ascomycota; Eurotiomycetes; Chaetothyriales; Herpotrichiellaceae. The transcript is spliced from 4 exons. The record is from RefSeq and is a predicted model, not a curated record. Bases 1 to 1236 code for a protein of 411 amino acids.
AUGUCUUCGCGGUAUCCCGAUGAUUCAGACUAUCGUCGCCGUGACGCCGCCCGCCACUCCUCCAGAAGAGAACCUCGCGAGCGUGACCGUCAGGAACGUGUUGAACCUGCAAGAGAAAGGAGAGUCCUGGACGACCGUCCAAGCCGCGAUACCCGUAUGACUGAUGCCAUGGACACCCGUAUGGAUACCAGAAUGGACACCCGAAUGGACCCUCGGAUUGAUUCCCGCAUGGACCCCAGGAUGGAUGCUCGUAUGGAUAUGCGAUCUGAACAGCGCCCCGGCACGACGUCUCGUAUAGAGCCACGAUCUGACCGUGUCCUGGAUAGCCGUGGAGCUGACCCGGAUGUCAUCGUGAUGCACCCUACCGGAGAACUAUAUCGUCAAGUAAGGGAUCCGCCUACGAGGUCUCCUUAUCCUCGGGAUGAGCGUGACUAUGAUGCAGCCACCAGAAGUCGAACAGCAAUGGAUGUGCCCUCGAGCAGAGAUCGUGAUUCUGUCAGGCCCGAAUAUACCGAGUACUUUUGCCCAGGCGAAGGGAUUGAACGAGAAGUUAUCCAGCAUGAGAUCUGCAAAUAUCUUGGUCAGGACGCCACUUGCCGGCCAACUCGAAGUGACGAAGCACGUCAGGGAUAUUGGGUCAAGGCCUAUCGCCCAUUCACCACAGCAAUGGUACAGUCUCUGCGUGAGGAGACGAUUAGAUGGCAGCGUGAACGGGAACGGCGGGCCAGACAGGGCCGCACGCAAGGCUCCUACGCCGAGAUGCAAGCCCGUCAGGAAAUGCAACCCCGCCAGGAGCCCCAAAGGAGAUACCCAGGAGAUAUGGAACUGGACGAUGAUGACUAUGCCCGUCCGCAACAAGUACGGCAUCGUGAACAGCUUGAACCUCGUACUCUCCCUGGUAGCCGUGUUGCUAUUCCUGCAACUCAAUACCCACCGGAUCCUGGCUACCCUGCCGGGUAUACCAUUUCUUCCGGCCACGCAAUGUAUGCUUCAGGCCAGUCUCCUUACCCUGGAUCGGAGCGAGAGAGAGAGCCCAGGACAUUUGCCGGUGGAAACACUACACCGCCAUCAUACAGCCGAUCUGGGGCCCCAGGAGGAGGAUAUGGACCGUCAUCCUACCCAAGUCGUACAGCACCACCGGUCACAUCAUCAAUACCUGGUUCUUAUGAUCUCCGGAGAGACGUGAUGGGUGCACCAUAUGCUUCCGGAUAUCCUGAUUCUCGUAGGCAUAGAUGA